AUGGCCCGUACCAAGCAGACCGCUCGUAAAUCCACCGGUGGUAAAGCGCCCCGCAAACAGCUCGCCACCAAGGCGGCCCGCAAGAGCGCGCCCGCCACCGGCGGCGUCAAGAAGCCCCAUCGUUACAGGCCCGGCACCGUCGCCCUCCGUGAGAUCCGUCGCUACCAGAAGAGCACUGAGCUUCUGAUCCGCAAGCUGCCCUUCCAGCGUCUGGUGCGUGAGAUCGCUCAGGACUUCAAGACCGAUCUGCGCUUCCAGAGCUCUGCCGUUAUGGCUCUCCAGGAGGCCAGCGAGGCUUACCUCGUCGGUCUCUUCGAGGACACCAACCUGUGCGCUAUCCACGCCAAGCGUGUGACCAUCAUCAUAUUUUUCAACCCGCCCAUCGCAAUGACCGGUCGCGGUAAGGGAGGUAAAGGUCUGGGGAAAGGAGGAGCCAAGCGCCACAGGAAGGUGCUCCGUGAUAACAUCCAGGGUAUCACCAAGCCCGCCAUCCGUCGUCUCGCCCGCAGAGGUGGCGUCAAGCGUAUCUCCGGCCUGAUCUACGAGGAGACCCGCGGUGUUCUCAAGGUGUUCCUCGAGAACGUGAUCCGUGACGCGGUCACCUACACCGAGCACGCCAAGAGGAAGACCGUCACCGCCAUGGACGUCGUCUACGCUCUGAAGCGUCAAGGCCGCACCCUCUACGGUUUCGGAGGUUAA
Messenger RNA from Cydia strobilella, 699 nucleotides. Its product is annotated as histone H3-like. Gene Ontology annotation, molecular function: structural constituent of chromatin; protein heterodimerization activity; DNA binding. Gene Ontology annotation, cellular component: nucleosome. The record is from RefSeq and is a predicted model, not a curated record. NCBI's taxonomy places the organism in Eukaryota, Metazoa, Arthropoda, Insecta, Lepidoptera, Tortricidae. The transcript has 2 exons. Bases 1 to 699 code for a protein of 232 amino acids.